AUGGCGGACCCACACUUUUUAGAUGCUUGGCGGAUGAAGUCUGUUAAGCCAGAGUCGACUAAGCUUCAAGUUCGACUCGACGUACCUGGUGCAUUUACGUACGCGCCAGACCAGAGGAGCACGCACAACAUUACCAAGCGACUCUUCCGAGUGCCGAAACUUCCUGAACCGCGUGAGUCUCUCUACGACUUCGAACGUGAUAUUGCAGCGCAUGAAGGACGUGAGUACAUUCCUAAGAGCUACUUUGUCUUGGGUGGCGAUGAGGAGAUGACAUCAGCUCAAAAACUGGCCCAAGAAGUUCGGAGCCGUGCGCAAAACGAGGAGAGCAAAGUACCUGCAUCCAAGUCAGAGACAGACGCGAAAGACGAAUCGUCCAACACGUUCGACAAGAACCAGGACUCUAUCACUCAGGAUGCAAGCCAAAAAGAGACUAGCGCGCCUGAACCCAAGAACGAGCAAGAUGUGGUCGACGAUGAAGACGACUUUGAAGAUGCAGUAGAUGAUACGGCCAAAGACUCCUCGUCAACGCCCACGAAGGGGGCAAAGAAUCCGACUGCAUCAACUGCUAACACACGAGGAACCAAAGCCUCGAAAAAAGACCAGCGCCAUGCUGGGAAAGCCGAGGCCAAAGAUUCCAAGAUCACUAGCGAAGUCGACGCAUCGAAGAAGGCGCAGAGUGCGACCGGAAAGACCGCUUCGUCUGACACGUCCAAAAAUACGGCAGAUGUGAAAGGUGAGGAUGUCAAGAAAGACUCGAACGACCACGCUACAGAGACAGACGACGCACAGAAAGGAUCUUCGCCCACCAACGAUACCAACGAGGCGAAGGCGAAGAACGAUAAAGCGUCCACGAAAGAGAACAGCCCAUCCCCAUCGAAGGAGGCAAGUGGAAAAGGAGCUGAUGCGGUCAAUAAGGUCAAGAAGAAGGUAUCGGGCAAGAACAAUAAAGCGGCCAAGUCUAAGCCUGGCGAUGCGACGUCAUCGAACGAAAAGGAUUCCAACGCGGCCAAAGAAAGCACAGGAGCGACCUCCAGUGACGACAAGGGUGCCAAGGCAUCCAAGGACGCUAAGGAGACGAGCAAGGACAAAGACUCCAAGGCCGGUGUGGAUUCGGAAGAAUGCAAAGAUGUCACUACAGCAAAAGAGUCGGAGGAAACCAAAGACGGCAAUGCUAAGGAAUCGAAGGAGACUGCAUCUCUACAAGAUGCCAAGGAGACCAAGAUGACCACCUCGAAGGAUGGAAAGAAAGGCACCCCGUCUAAGAAAGGCACAGGCUCGCAGGACACCAAGGAGAGUACAGAGUCCAAGAGUACCAAAGAUUCAAAAGACACCAAAGAGAGUACAGAAUCCAAGAGUGCCAGAGAUUCAAAGGAGACCAAAGACGAUCCAAAGCCCGUGAAAGGUAUGGACUCCAAGCUUUCCAAGAAGGGAACCGAGUCCAAGGAUGGCAAGGUUGCUAAAGAGAGCACGAAGGAUGUCAAGAAUGAUAUAGACUCCAAGAAUGUUAAAGACAACAACAAGUCUGAGGAUGCCAAGGAUGGGAAAGUGUCUAACGAUUCGAAAGAGAAGAAUGAGUCAUCAACAUUGAAAGAAGAAAAGAACUGUCGAGACACGAAGGAGUCUGCUGCAUCCACCAAGGCAACAGAUGCGAAGGAGUUGAAGAAGGCAGAAGACGCGCCCAAAAAGAAAGCGGCCCUUAGCCAGGCGACAAAGCCUGACACGUCGAAGAGUGCAGACGUAGUAAGCAAGUCAGACGAAGCCAAGGGUGAGACCAAAGCUACCACUUCAUCUCAGGCAAAAUCCCAGGCACCUGAGCCAAAGGAGGCGAAGAAAGCGACUCAAGAGGGUGCGCAUGACAAGCCUGCCAAGUCAGCGAAGGAAGAAAACGCCAAGGUACCUUCUUCAUCGCCCUCAACUGUGAAGGGCAAGGAAAACGAGGGGACGUCGGUGUUUGAAGAUCGCCAGACCAAGCCAGCCACAGUGGUGAAAGAUGAGAAGAAUGGAGCACAUCUUGACGACGAAGUAAAGCCAGAUGUUCAUCGUGGACCGAUGGAGGCGACGGCCAGUGCGCCGCGACCCAAGUCCAUUGCCUCCUCCAACUCGUCAGUAAUGUCGAGCGUGACAAGGCUCUCCGCGUUUGCACCAUCUGUUAGUGGCCUGUCUGUUCUUGCAGAAAAUGUUCGCCCUGGCAAAGGCGAUGGCUUGCCAGCUGUUGUGCGUAAGAAUCUGUACAACACAGAGUACAAACCAGCGCCCAGUGUCUCGAAUAUGAGCUAUACGAAGAAGCCAUGGGACAAUAAGACGUGGAGCAGCAACCGUACCUUUGAAAUGCUCACGCGCCAGCCGAAAGAACGCGAUGCAGGUACUCAAUGGGACGCUAUUAGUGGGCAGGGCGCCAGCUCCGUGGAUACCAAGUCGCUGAACUACCACAACGUCACGAGUGAUGUGAUUGCCGAGUUGUUUGUGCCGGAUCCACGUCCCUGGCAUCCGUACCGCCUGGUCCGACGGACCAACCCUCGUCAAGUGCUGCUGAUGUGUGCAGGCACAGCCCUCUCGCCACAGCAAAUUCAGUCGCUGCAGCUCGCGCACAAAGUCGCUACGGGCCAAAUGGGGCCUAUUAAAGAUGCCAAGUCGCUGGCAUCGUACUAUGGCACGACUGAAAACACUGAUUUGCAGGCUGGCGUCGGUGUAGUGUUCAACCCGAGUGUGUCGCUGGGCGAGGCACUGCAGGAAGAGGUGGAUACUUCGCGUGUGGAGCCCAACUUUUCACGACGGUUGGAGCGUCCAACGUUCCCUGCGACGACGACAAGUGUGCGUGCGGCGCUGCGCAGCGUCGUGGCCGCGUUGGAGUAUGUGCGGUGGGAAGAGGAAGGAUUCGACAAGAUCGUUAUUGCGACGCACCAUGGCUGGAUCGUGCGUGGUAUCGCGAAUGACAUCUGGGAAUGGCGCAAGAAUGGAUGGCGUCUCACACGCGAAGGACCCCAAGGUCUACCGGAAGAGUCUGUGCCGGAUCGUGAUCUAUGGGAGUUGUUGGACUACACGGUGCGACAGUACGAGAAGAUUGAUUGCAACUGCCGCUUCUGGCACAUCCCCAAGAGUGCGAAUCAAGAGGCUGUGCGUCUCGCGGAACUCGGCGCGCUCAAAACCAACCAACAGCCAGGCACUGUGCGCUGGAUGAAAAAGGCGCAUCCGACGUCCAAGUAG
This is a messenger RNA of Malassezia pachydermatis, 3204 nucleotides long. RefSeq names its product uroadherance factor b. The record is from RefSeq and is a predicted model, not a curated record. The coding region runs from base 1 to 3204 and encodes 1067 amino acids. Gene Ontology annotation, molecular function: nucleic acid binding. The transcript is spliced from 4 exons. NCBI's taxonomy places the organism in Eukaryota, Fungi, Basidiomycota, Malasseziomycetes, Malasseziales, Malasseziaceae.